AUGAUCGGCCAAACAGAUAUUCCUUCUUCUUCUUAUUGGUCUCCUCCGACCCCUCAAUGGACAUACGAUGUGUUCCUCAGUUUCAGAAGCGAAGACACCCAUAGAAAUUUUACAGACCAUCUGUAUACUUCUCUGAAUCAGAAGGGAGUAUUUGCAUUCAGAGAUGCUGAACAACUUGAGAGGGAAAAACCCAUCUCGCCAGAACUCUUGAAAGCAAUUGAAGAAUCAAGAUAUGUAAUUGUCGUUCUUUCAAGAAACUAUGCCUACUCAACAUGUUGCUUGGAUGAGCUUGCAAAGAGUGUUGAAUGCAUGAAAGUGAUGGGGCAGGCAUUACUCCCAGUUUUCUAUGAUGUGGAUCCAUCUGAGGUACAAAAACAAAUGGGGAAUUUCGGGAAAGCCUUCUCCAAGCAUGAAGAAACCUUUAAGGAUAAUACAGAGAAGGUGCAAAAGUGGAGAGAUGCACUUACUGAAGUGGCUGAUCUCUAUGGAUGGCAUGUACAAGAUGGGUAUGAAUCGAAAAUUAUUCAAGAUAUUGUGAGAUAUAUUUUCACAAAAGUAAAUCAAACAAUUUCAAGGAUGUGGGGGAUGGGGGGGAUUGGUAAGACAACCACUGCAGAAGUAGUUUUUGAUAGGAUACGUUCUCAGUUUGAAGCUUACAGCUUUCUUGCCAAUGUUAGAGAGGUAACCCAGAAACAAGGUCUAGUCCAUUUACAAAAGCAACUUCUUUCGGAUAUCCUGUUCGAGAGUAAUGUAGAUGUACAUAAUGUCCAUAUGGGGAUCAGUAAAAUAAGGCAGAGACUGUGUAAUAGAAUGGUUCUUAUCAUUCUUGAUGAUGUGGAUCAAUUAGAACAAUUGGAAGCAUUGUGUGAUCAUAGUUGGUUUGGUUCAGGGAGUAGAAUUAUAAUAACAUCGAGGGAUGAACAUUUGUUACGCACAUUUGGAGUGGAUAUAAUGUAUAAGGUUAAGGCAUUAACUGAUGCUGAAGCUCUUCAGCUCUUUUGUCGGAAAGCAUUCAAGAAAGGCCAGGUCAGUGAAGACUUUCUCAAGCUGGCAAACAAUGUUGUAGAAUACGCUAAUGGCCUCCCAUUAGCUAUUGAAGUUUUGGGUUCUUUCCUCCUUGGUAGAAGUGUAGAAAAAAGAAGGUAUUUUUGGAUUGCAUGUUUCUUUAAAGGGGAGGAGAAAGAUCGUGUUACAAGAAUACUGGAAAGUAGUUGUGGCUAUCGUCCAGACAUUGAUGUAGCAGUUCUCAUAGAAAAAUCUUUACUAACUCUAUUUGGAAGAAAAUUGUGGAUGCAUGAUUUGAUACAAGAAUUAGGUUGGGAGAUUGUUCGUCGUGAAUGCAGUGAAGAUCCGGGCAAACGUAGCAGGUUGUGGCUUCCCAAGGAUAUAAUCCAUGUACUUGUAAACAAUGAGGGAACACUUGCGGUGGAAGGUAUAUUCCUGAAUCUACCAAAACAAGAGGUGGUUCACGUAAAUGUUGACCCCUUCUCAAAGAUGUGCAAGCUAAGAUUGUUAAAAAUUAGUAAUGUGUUUUUUUCUGGAUCCAUCAAAUACCUUUCUAACGAGUUACAACUGCUGGAAUGGCAUGCAUUUCCUUUUAGUUCUUUGCCAUCAAACUUUCAAUCAGAUAAGCUUGUGGAACUCCACAUGCAUUCAAGCCUUAUCAAACAACUAUGGAGGGGAAAUAAACGCUGGAGCAUGCUAAAGUCUAUUGAUCUAAGUGAUUCCUUGUACUUGAUUGCGACCCCAAACUUCAUUGAGGUUCCAAAUCUUGAGAAGUUGGUGCUUCAAGGUUGCACAAGAUUGGUUGAGGUUCACCCUUCCCUUGGAUUGCUCAAAAACCUUAUCUUGUUGAAUAUGAGAAACUGCAAAUCUAUUGAGAGCCUUCCACCUUUCAUCAAUUUGGAAUCUCUUAGAACUUUAACUCUCUCUGGUUCUUCAAGACUCAAGAGGUUUCCUCAAAUUGAAGGAAAUAUGAAAAGCUUGUUGGAGCUUCAUCUAGAUGGAACUGCCAUUGAAGAAUUACCACCAUCAAUUCAACGUUUGACUGGUCUUACAUUGAUGAAUAUGGGAGGCUGCAAAAACCUUUUCCGUCUUCGGAAUACCAUUCAAUAUUUGACAUCUCUUGAAACUCUUAUUCUAACAGGUUGCUCAGAACUUGAUGACAUACCUGAGGAUUUGAAUUGUGUGGAAUGUCUUGAGGAGCUUGAUAUAAGUGGAACUGCUAUAAGAGCAUCAUCAUCCAUUGCGGCUAUGAAAAAUCUAAGGACUUUAUCCUUCCAAGGAUGUAAAGAUCUACCUUCAAAAUCGUGGCAUUCUCUCUUUAAUUGUUGGUGGUGGGGUAGAAAGGGCAAUGUUCCUGUGAGUUUGUUGUUGCCUACUUCGUUGUCAGGUUUAACUUCCCUGACGAGCCUAAACUUAAGUGAUUGCAAUCUGAUAGAUGGAGCAAUACCUGAUGAUCUUGGCACCUUAAUCUCCUUAAGGACAUUAAACUUAAGUGCUAAUAACUUUGUUUGCUUACCUGAAAGCAUCGGCCAGCUAUCUAAGCUUGAGUCUCUCAACUUGAUGAAUUGUAGUAGGCUUCUGUCACUGCCUAAGAAGCUUCCAUUAAGUGUUCGACACGUCCCUGCAGAUGAUUGUACAUCACUGAUAGAUUUCCCUGAUCAAUUCAAAGUAUGGACCUCAGCUGUUUCUGGAAUGACUACAAUCAGUGCCCUCAUUUCAUCCAAGCAUCAAGAAUCUUCUACUUCAUCACCACUAGACCAAAAAUACACAAAGACAUGGACUUCAUCAACUGUCCCAGGACGUAGUUUCUUUAGUUUUGGCCCCGAAUCAGAUAAGCAUCAACAAUGGAGUCCAGUUCAUGAUCUUUCACUGCCAAAUCAAGUUCUGCAAAAAGACAUUGAACUAUAUGAUUAUAAGUCACAUUCCAUAAAGGCUGCUUGUUAUCAAAAUGAAAUUCCAGAGUGGUUCAGCGGCAGAGCUACGGGAGAUUUCAUAUCGAUCCCGGUGCCUCCAGAUUUGAAAAAUGAGAAGAAGUGGAUGGGGGUUGCUAUUGUUUUCUUGGUGAAGGGAAAACCUGGUGUCGCCCAUGUUAAAUCUGAUUCAGAGGCUUCUGAUUACUUCUACAAAUGCAGAGUGGAAACUGAGGAAUUUCAACUGGAACCAUUCCUUCUUGACUGGAGACAUCUCAACUCAAUUGAAUCAAGUUCUGAGUUACUUUGUUUUUUUUAUGUACCUUGUGUGUGCUUUCCAAGGAUGUUAAAUGAAUCGUUCGUGAUUGGGACUUUAUUUGAAACCAACAACCGGUGCAUGGAGGUCCAGAAAUGUGGGAUUCGUCUUGUUUACGAGCAAGAUGUUGAACAGUUUAUCCAAACAUUCAUACCACAAAGUUUUGGUUUUGGAGGGCGGCAGCAACAACAAAUCCAUUUGCUGACCAAACAAAAUCAACAACUUAUCCCUUCUGACCCUUCCAAUCUGAAAGUUGGAAAAGCUACAUCAGAAUCUGGAUGGUUUAAUCUAGAUAAUGACAUUUUGAGAUGGGAGAAAUUUAUUCCAACGUGUGAAGAAGCUUCCACAGUUUUGUUGAGAAGGAACAUCGAGUCUGUUCUUCCAAGAUACCUGGAGGGACUAAACCAUAGGUGGCAAGACUAUGGAUUUCCUUUAAGUGGAAGCCCAGCAUGGUUUAAUACUGAAGUUGGGACGUCUGUGACAAUCGAGCUGCCUCAGAAUCUGCACAAGUGUAAGAAGUGGAUGGGUUUUUCUCUAUGCGCAUCACUUGCAGUAGAACACCAGCACAUCGUAAAAGAGGAUCAGUAUCAUGGUUCUUGUCGACUCGAAAUGGGUAAACAUUAUAUGAAUCUGUCCCUAAACUUAGAGUCUCUGAUUUCUGAUAAACAUCACCUUUUGAUUGCUUACAUUCCACGGUCGAUGAUUCCCGAACUGUUCACUCAAACAUCACCAAGGCAAAUCUGCCUUUCCUUUAUUACCUACAGACCUGCUUUAAAGGUUAAAAUCUGUGGGCUCCGUAUUUUGUACAAGCAAGAUUUACAAGGAUUUGUCCAGACAAUCACACAGUGCAUAUUAGGCAGUUCAGACACCCUCUUUGGAUAUUAUAAUGAUUUGGUGGUAAAACAUUGGAUAAACUUAAUUCUACUGCAAAGUUGUAAAGUCCUUACAGAGGAAAAACAGAGUCCCCGAGAAUGUGAUACUCGAUUACAGCAAAGAAAGUUCCAGCUGAUCUCUCAAAAUUUCAGAAACCGGGUCUGGUCUGACAAUCACUUUGCAUUUAAUUUUGCUGGAAUUGAAAUUCCGAAGUGGUUCUUGAAUCCAAAUAAAGGCGACUGUGCACAGAUUGAUAUGCCUCCAAAUUUGUUCGAUGAUGGUAAUUGGUUAGGAAUUGCUGUAUCUGGUUCUGUAUCGAUCCAUGAACAUCCAAAUAUCAUUCAGGACACUCCCGACUCAGAAUUUGAUCGUGAGGUCAUUUGUGAUCUGAAACCCGGGGUUGAAUUCGACAAUAGUCUCCGUUUGGCAUUCGGUACGGAGAAAGAGAUAUGGUUGCAUGCACGUGAUUUGACUUGGUUUGUAUAUGUAUCACGUGCUCUAUUUCCUGAAUCGUGGAAUAAAUGCCAUAUAGUCAGUGCAACUUUAGGGUCCAACGGCCCAGGCUUAGGAUUGCAUGAAUGUGCCAUUCGUCUGGUGUUUAAGGAGGAUGUUGAAGAGCUUGUACAAACGCUGACGCUCUGCGAGUUAUCUUCAAACUGCGGUCAUUGCAAGCAAGCUGCAGAAUAUGGUAAUUGAAAUACGUAGUGCCAGCUGCACACCGAAAGACUCAGCGAGCUUACCGAUCUCAUGCCAUGGACAAUGGCAAACGCAUGCGUUGUAAGUAGCCUUUUAUUUGUAUGUUCUAUCAAUCGUUUUGCUCGUUAAACGCAGCCAAAGAAUGCAGUGUCAUCAAACAUGGGUAAAUAUUUGCUUUGGUUUGUUAAUGUAAAUAAUUAAGCGAUCAAUUAUUUGGUGAUAAGAAAAUUAUUAUAAU
Molecule: messenger RNA, 5038 nt
Organism: Malus domestica (apple)
Lineage: Eukaryota; Viridiplantae; Streptophyta; Magnoliopsida; Rosales; Rosaceae
Source: RefSeq, a predicted model, not a curated record